This is a messenger RNA of Brassica oleracea var. oleracea, 1899 nucleotides long. RefSeq lists its product as uncharacterized. The coding region runs from base 1 to 1899 and encodes 632 amino acids. The record is from RefSeq and is a predicted model, not a curated record. The transcript is spliced from 2 exons. Lineage: Eukaryota; Viridiplantae; Streptophyta; Magnoliopsida; Brassicales; Brassicaceae.
AUGGCUGAUGCAAUCCAAACAGGAGUACAAGCCGGAGUUCAAGCCGCUUUUGCAGCAAACGCAGCAAACGUAGCAGAUGCAGAACACGCAGCCCCUCAACAACGCCAUAACCGCCACCAUAAUCCCAUCUUUGAAGAACAUGAUGACGGGUCCGACACAGAUAACCCGUUUGGGGAAGACAACAACAAUCAAAACCAGGACCGUGCUCGACACCAUCGUAACAAUGGUAACACACGAUGGACAUCAGGAAUCAAACCUGAUAUCCCAGAAUUUCAUGGUGGAUCAAAACCUGAGGAACUCCUAGACUGGUUUAUUGUUACGGUCGAUGAAUUCAUUGAAUUCAAAGACGUUCCAGACAACAAACGAGUACCUCUCAUGACAAUUAGGUUUGGUCACGCAGCUUCGUGGUGGAAUCAACUUAAAUUAUCUAGAACACGUUGUGGGAAAGAAAAAAUUGCUUCAUGGGACAAACUUACGAAGCAUAUGAGGAAGACGUUUAUUCCUUACAAUUUUGAGCUUCUCUUGUUCCAAAAAUUCCAUAAUAUACGACAAGGAGUACGUUCGGUAGAAGAAUAUGCCAAUGAAUUUUACCAGAUGCUUACUCAAGUUGAUAUUCAGGACUCUGAAGGUCAAUUAGUAGCGCAUUUUAUCGCCGGUUUAAGACCUCAACUUCAGAAUAUGCUUCACCAAUUCGAUCCCGGUUCUGUUUCUGAAGCACGUCAACGCGCAUUGCUGGUAGAACAACAAUCUCGGUAUAAUGCGAACCAAUGGACAGGGCACAGAGGAUUACUAGCCAAUGAUCAUGAGAUCGUGGGAGAACCAAUUUACGAUGAAGAAGACGGUCAAUUCGAUGAUGUUGAAGAAGAAGAAGUCGUCGGGGACACAUGCACCUUGUUAAUGCUUCGUAGAAAUUGCCUUGCUACUAAAACAACUGAACCAUGGCAACGAACGGCUUUAUUUAGUUCGACGUGUACGGUGAAAAGGAAAGUAUGUCGUUUCGUGGUGGAUUCAGGUUGCUCAGCUAAUGUUGUGUUUGAAGAAGCAGUUAGAAAAAUUUCGCUCACAGCCGAGGCACAUCCCCACCCAUAUCGACUUCUUUGGAUGCAAACCGGUGCCGAGGUUCAAGUUUCUCAGAGUGCAUUGUUGUCACUCUCUAUUGGAGCGUUCUACAAAGAAUCAUUAUAUUGUGACGUAGCUCCUAUGGAUGUGUCUCAUAUAAUCUUAGGACGCCCAUGGCAAUAUGAUCGAGAAGUGAUGCAUAAUAGGAAGCUAAAUACUUAUUCUUUCCUAUUUCAAGGACGGAAGAUCACUCUCCUUCCGACUCCUGAAGCAGACCAGCCAACAACAAAUAACAAAUCUAGCCAACCAGCAAAGCAGGGUCUACUCAUUGUCUCCAAGACACAGUUCGAGAAAGAGAUCCAUGCACCAGUCCCGCUAUUUGCAUUGGUCGCGAUCGAAACCGCAAAGAAACAAGCGACACCAAUACCGCUGGCGUUUUCUUCUAUUUUACAAGAGUUUCAAGAUCUUUUUCCCGUGCUACCUGCUGGCCUACCUCCUCUUCGCGAUAUUCAACAUCACAUCGACCUGGUUCCUGACGCAGUUCUCCCGAACCGUGCUCAUUACCGUAUGAGUCCUGAAGAACACGAAGAUCUACGAAGACAAGUCGAAGAGCUUUUGUUGAAAGGUUAUGUUCGGGAAAGUCUUAGCCCAUGCGCGGUCCCAGCUUUGUUGAUCCCAAAGAAAGAUCGUUCUUGGCGCAUGUGCGUGGACAAUCGAGCCGUCAAUAAAAUUACAACACGCUACAGAUUCCCAAUUCCUCGCUUGGACGACCUACACGAGUUUUGGUUUCUUAAUCAAAACUUGAUUCUGGAUCAUGGAGAAUAUGUUCGUGGAAAGUGA